AUGUCUGACCUCCUCAGCUCGCGCUGGGCCCCCAGCGCGAGCGAGUCAGCUUCAUAUCCAUCAAGAUCAAGAUCCCUCCGCCGCCCACGCUCAGAGAACCGUAUUCGCUCAACCGCAACACCAUCCCCCACCAACAAUAAAAACGAAUACAAAUACACAAACACAAACACAAAAACAAACACAUACGGGAACCAAAGAGGAGGGCCAGGAUCAGGAACUCCCCUCGCACCAGCAGAGGAAUUAUCUCGAUUCAUGAAAAUCGUCGCUCGACUACGAUGGAAGCUUCCCUUCCUAGCAGAAGGCUACAGACGAGCAACGCUGACCGUUGACGGUGUCAUUACUUCUGCGGAGGAGGUCGCUCACUCCGAGAUUAUGUUUAAGAUUGAUUUUCAUGAAUACUACGCUUUACUUGAGCGAGCUAUCGUUCAUCUUUUGGCUGUGUUUAAUAUCUCCGUUUCUUCUGUGGGUGGACGGAGUGGUUCCGGUUCUGGUUCUGGUGUUCAAGUUGGUGGAGGGUCGGGCUCGGCGGGUGUUCAUCGCUUCCAUGCGAACGUUUUACAAGCGCUACAGGAGGAGAGUACGCCUUUAGCUCCUGUUUUGGGAACUGGGCAUGUCCACGAGUUGUUGAAGAAGGCGAAGGAGUUACGGAAUCGAUGGAAAGCGGCUGAUAUGACGGAUGAAGAACGGGAGAGGGAUCCCUUUGAAAUGGGAAGAAGAGUUUUGCCGCUGGCUAGCUUUGAUUUUGAUGAGAUCUUGACUGGGGUUUUCAACGGGUUGGAGAAGGCGUAUAUCCGUGCUCAAGCACAUGUGGAUCUUUGCAAGAAGCCUGGGGAAGAGGAGAAGACUGAUGCAGAAUCGGAUUGGGGGUUUAUGGUCGAUGCUAUGGAUUGGGAGGCUGUUUGA
Molecule: messenger RNA, 903 nt
Organism: Penicillium angulare
Lineage: Eukaryota; Fungi; Ascomycota; Eurotiomycetes; Eurotiales; Aspergillaceae
Exons: 1
Coding region: 1-903 (300 amino acids)
Source: RefSeq, a predicted model, not a curated record